AUGCCUGCCAUUGUAAUUGCUGAAGCCGGAGGAGGCGGCUACGACUUGCCUGCCAAGCUCACAUCACAGGUCGUCGUUUGUAGCAUCAUCGCAGCCUUUGGUGGCCUCAUGUUUGGCUACGACAUAGGCAUUUCUGGGGGAGUGACAUCCAUGGAUGAUUUCUUGAAGAAGUUCUUCCCAACUGUUUACAUCAAGAAGCACCAUGUACAUGAAGACAACUACUGCAAAUAUGACAAUCAGUAUCUCCAACUCUUCACAUCUUCACUAUAUCCUGCAGCCAUUGUUGCGAGCUUUUUCGCAUCAACAUUUUGCAGGAAAUUUGGUCGUAAACCAACAAUUCAAGCUGCUUCUGUGUUUUUUGUCACUGGAGCCAUCUUGAACAUGCUUGCCAAGAACCUUGGCAUGUUGAUUGCUGGAAGACUCUGUCUUGGCGCUGGAGUUGGCUUUGGCAAUCUGGCAGUGCCACUUUUCAUAUCGGAAAUAGCACCAGCAAAAUACAGAGGCGGCCUUAACAUAUGCUUCCAAUUGCUCAUCACAGUCGGUAUCUUGAUAGCAAACAUGAUCAACUAUAAAACAUCCAACGUACACCCUUACGGGUGGCGCAUCUCAGUAGGCGGCGCUUCCGUCCCCGCAGUGAUCCUCCUAAUCGGCUCCUUCGUCAUCGUCGAAACUCCUGUGAGUCUCAUCGAGAGAGGCAAAACAGAUCAAGGUAUUCGCACCCUAAGGAAAAUCAGAGGAGUCGAGGAUGUCGAAAAAGAGUACCAAGAGAUCUUGAGAUCGACUGAAUUCGCAAAACAGAUCAAACACCCGUUCAAAGAUCUCAUGAACCGACCCAAUAGACCUCCUCUUGUGUGUGCAAUUCUUCUCCAAGUGUUUCAGCAGUUCACUGGAAUCAAUGUCAUCAUGUUUUACGCUCCGGUGUUGUUUCAGACAAUGGGGUUUGGAAGCGACGCGUCGCUGCUUUCCUCUGUGGUGACUGGUCUUGUCAAUGCACUGUGCACAUUAGUUGCUAUUUUGACUGUUGAUAGAUGCGGAAGAAAGAUAUUACUCAUCGAAUCCGCCAUUCAGAUGAUCAUUGCACAGUGUACAAUGGGUGCGCUCCUAAAAGUACACUUACAUUCCACGAACGUAAUGCCACACAACCUUGCGAUUGUGGUGGUGAUCUUGGUCUGCGUCUUCGUCUCUAGCUUCGCUUGGUCAUGGGGGCCAUUGGGGUGGCUAAUUGCGAGCGAAAUCUUCCCUCUUGAGACGCGAAACGCAGGCUACUUCUUCGCAGUCAGCAGCAACAUGUUGUUCACAUUCCUAAUUGCACAAGCAUUCCUCACAAUGCUUUGCCACAUGAGAUCCUACAUUUUCUUCUUCUUUGCAGGGUGGCUCUUUACGAUGGGUUGUUUUGCCAUUUUCAUGCUGCCUGAAACAAAAGGAAUCCCCAUUCAUGAGAUGAAGGACAGAGCUUGGAAAAAGCACUGGUUCUGGAAGAGGUAUUUCAAGGAUGAGUUGGUAGUGUUGGAAUUGCAAGAGAAAGUGGAGGUUAAGGCACUUGAUUGAUAAAAUAGAUUAACAUGUAUUAAUUAUUUUUUGCUUUAAUUUUUUGUUAAUUUGUCAUUACAAAAACUAUGUGAGGAAUUGUGAGCAGAAGGGUUACUUCUGAUUGAGGUAGGCAUU
Molecule: messenger RNA, 1665 nt
Organism: Tripterygium wilfordii
Lineage: Eukaryota; Viridiplantae; Streptophyta; Magnoliopsida; Celastrales; Celastraceae
Product: sugar transport protein 8-like
Exons: 4
Coding region: 1-1548 (515 amino acids)
Biological process (GO): monosaccharide transmembrane transport
Cellular component (GO): membrane
Molecular function (GO): monosaccharide transmembrane transporter activity
Source: RefSeq, a predicted model, not a curated record